GGGCUUCCUUUUUCCCCUUCCUGAGUGAAAGGGCAUUUAAAGAACACCAGGGGAUAAAUUCUGUGGUCUCCGACAGUCCCAGGCACCAGGACACAGUGGUGACCAUGAGUGCCUCCACAGAAGCCAGGAUGCAGCAGCUGGGUUCCGUGGAGGAUGAAGAGUGGAUGGUCAGUGACACCAGGUGUUCUAAUAAAAGCUCCAGACUACGACCACAUUCUGGAACCAAGAGUUUAGCAGGAUGCCUGGGACGUGGCCAAAUCACCUUGGUCCUGUACUUGCUCUCCUUCCUGUUCGUGGCUGGGCUCCUGCUGAUCAUUCUUGUCAAAGUUUCCAAGACCCCAAAUACCCAGGGGAAAGAGGGAUGGAAUAAAGAGAUCGUCCAGGAACUGACCCAGCUAAAAGACCAACUCAUCUCCCAGGGGCGGAAUGAGUCCUCGCAGAUCUCUGAGCAACUGAUGCAGAUGAAAGCUGAACUCCUUUCCAGUAUCCUUAACGUCCAGGUACAGAACCAUUCUAAGCAGGAAAAGAUCUACCAGCAACUGGUACAGAUGAAGGCUGAACUCUUCCGCCUGUGUCGGCCCUGCCCCUGGGACUGGACGUUCCUCCGAGGAAACUGUUAUUUCGUCUCCAAGUACCAGCAGAACUGGAGCCGUGCUGUCAAGGCUUGCCAAGAAGUGGAGGCUCAGCUGGUCAUCAUCCAAAGUGAUGAAGAGCAGAGCUUCCUGCAGCAGACUUCCAAAGCUAAAGGAGCAACCUGGAUGGGGCUGUCGGACCUGAAGAAGGAAGGCUCAUGGCUCUGGGUGGAUGACUCACCUCUGUCAUCAAGAUUCCAGAAGUAUUGGAAUAGAGGGGAGCCCAACAAUAUUGGGGAAGAAGACUGUGUGGAAUUCGCUGGGGAUGGCUGGAACGACUCCAAAUGUGACCUCCAAAAGUUCUGGAUCUGCAAGAAGUCUGCAACCCCGUGCACUGCCAGCUGAGAACCAGCUCUUCUCAGCUUCUGCUUCCGUGCUGGUCUGCCAGGUGGAUAGACAUGUCUCACGUUCCUCUCCCUGCCCGUUGGCCUCAGUAUGUUGACCAAAGCACUGGGCUUCUAUUUUUAUAAAAUUUUUCAUCCUC
Molecule: messenger RNA, 1116 nt
Organism: Alexandromys fortis (reed vole)
Lineage: Eukaryota; Metazoa; Chordata; Mammalia; Rodentia; Cricetidae
Product: CD209 antigen-like protein B
Exons: 9
Coding region: 105-977 (290 amino acids)
Biological process (GO): biological process involved in interspecies interaction between organisms
Cellular component (GO): external side of plasma membrane
Molecular function (GO): fucose binding; D-mannose binding
Source: RefSeq, a predicted model, not a curated record